Onthophagus taurus is the source of this 1892-nucleotide messenger RNA. RefSeq names its product ecdysis triggering hormone receptor (gene ETHR). NCBI's taxonomy places the organism in Eukaryota, Metazoa, Arthropoda, Insecta, Coleoptera, Scarabaeidae. The record is from RefSeq and is a predicted model, not a curated record. Gene Ontology annotation, biological process: G protein-coupled receptor signaling pathway. Gene Ontology annotation, molecular function: G protein-coupled receptor activity. Gene Ontology annotation, cellular component: plasma membrane.
UUUAAAUUGUUACUUUUUGAAAGGGAAUUUAUUAUUAAAAAAUUAACAAAUAAUGAGUAGUAUUUGCUUGUGGUGAUUUGAAGUUUUUUGGUGUAUUUAAAAAAAUGUUACAUUUAAAAAGAAAAAAUAAACGCCGAUGAAGUAUUGGCUUAUCGCAGGCCACCCACUCUCAACUUAUCAUCAAAAGAAACUAAACAUGUCGAUAUAAACGUAAAAAAAGAAAAACAUAUUUAGUGCCAAAUCUAGCACAACCAAAUUUAGAAUGAUAUGAUUUCAACACUGCCAUCGAUCUUCUCGAAUGCAACAUCCUCGAUUAUAGAGCUUAACAUAAAUUCGACAACUGCCAGUUACGUUUACGAAUAUCUCUUGAAUUCGUCUAAUUCGAGUUAUGAGAAUGGAACUCAAAUGGAGUACCCCGUUUUACCUUCCUAUAUUAGAAUUACCUCGAUGGUUUUUUGUAUCGUCAUCAUGUGUUUGGGUGUCAUCGGAAACGUUAUGGUACCGAUCGUCAUCUUCAAAACGAAAGACAUGCGAAACAGUACAAACAUUUUCUUAGUGAAUCUAAGUGUUGCGGAUUUGAUGGUGCUUUUGGUAUGUACACCGACGGUGUUGGUCGAAGUGAAUUCACCACCAGAAACAUGGGUACUUGGCGAAGAAAUGUGUAAAGCUGUACCAUUCGUAGAACUUACAGUAGCCCACGCAUCAGUAUUAACAAUAUUGGCGAUAAGUUUCGAAAGAUACUACGCCAUUUGUAAACCAUUAGAAGCCGGGUACAUUUGUACGAAGACGAGGGCGUCGUUGAUAUGUCUUUUGGCUUGGGUAAUUGCGGCAGUUUUCACAAGCCCAAUCCUGGCGAUAACAACGUAUACUAGCGGAAAUUCUUCGCCUCCCGACUGCAGGACAUUGGCCAAAGAAGUUUGGCCUCAAGCUUAUUUUCUGAGUAGUAUAGUCAUAUUUUUCAUUGUGCCACUCCUAAUUCUUUUAGUAUUAUACUUUAUUAUAGCGAAAACAUUAAUUACAAACGCAGCCACUUUAGUACUCAAUAAACACAUUGAUAGUUACUCAAAUAGGGCGAGAAAACAAGUCAUAAUGAUGCUUGGAACGGUUGUAUUAAGCUUUUUUGUCUGUUUAAUCCCGUUUAGAGUAUUUACUUUAUGGAUUAUAGUCGUUCCAGAAGAAAAAUUUUAUCAAUUAGGCGUUGAAAAAUACUUUAACAUUUUAUAUUUUUGUAGAAUUAUGUUGUAUUUAAACUCGGCUGUUAAUCCUAUUUUAUAUAACCUGAUGAGUUCGAAAUUUCGAACGGGGUUUUUAAUAUGUUCCAGUAAACGUAAAAGACGUUAUUUUAAUCGAUCUAGGAACGGCACGAUGACCACCACUAUAAAUUCGAGCAGAAGCAGUUCCUCCACAAACCACCAGGAUGGUUAUCGGGUUUGCUUUCAUUCUAAAAACAAUACGAUCGCUUUUAAACCAAACGAAUCUCCGGUAUCGAAUAGGAACAGCUUCGGCUUGAAAAUGCAGACUGAUAGAUUGAUUAAACACGAAGAUAUGAUCAUUUUACACAAAAAAAUUAAAGAUCAAGAUCAUAUUCGUACUGCACACAUUGUGUAGAAUGAUUUCAAUUCACUAAAAGUAUUUAUUAUGUAUUUAAAAAUGGCCAGUAUUCCAUUUAUAUUUGUUAUUGUUAAAACUCAUUACAAUAUUUCGAGUUUUACCACUAACACAAUUUAUACCUAUUAGAAAUUAUUUAUUUAUAGAUUUAGGAAAAUAAAAAAAAUAUUUAAAUAAAAACCGCUUAUGUUGUAGUAAAGUGUAGGCAUCAUUGCUGUUGUUAUAUGUGUCCACAACCAAAGAUAAUCCCUUCAAAAAUAAACAUAAACCUUCUUUUGUGUAGA